AAUCUGGCAACCCAUAUUCCAUCUGUCAGACGGUUUCAUUAGGCUGGACACUAACCCUAUUCCAUGAUAGUAGUAUUACUCUGUAGUAGGCUGUUAGCAAAGCCGUGUCUCUGCACCAGGCAACAUGGGGUCGGGAGAGAGUACGACCAGAAAGGUGUCGUUCGGUGUCGACGACGAGGAUAGAGUUCGGAUCCUUCGUGGAGUCAAGUUGUCAGAUGAUGUUCUACAGAGGAUGAGAGGAGUAGCUAACAUCCCUCCAGAAAAAACUUCAACCACAAGCAUGCAGAAGGACAAAGGUGGCACUAACACUGCUGGGUCAAGCCCUCGUACCCAACAGAGCUCACAACACAGGGCUCAUCCCGGUUCUCAGUACAACACUAAUACAUCAGCCUCCUAUGCUAAGGAAGAACAGAGAAGGUAUGAGCGCCAGAAAACACUUUUGAAGGAGGAGUUGAUGCAAAAAGAGAGGGAGGAGGUCACUAAAGCCAUGGCUCGAGAAAGACAUCACACACGUCAGGAAGCUGAGAAGACCAAACUACUGUCUGCAGAUGAGAUAGACGUAAUGGCUCAGCAACUGCAGAAGAAAGAUUCACAGCUGAAAGCGCUGGAUGCCUUCUACAAGGAGCAGCUGGCACAACUGGAGAAGAGGAAUCAGGAGAGAUACGAACAGAGCAAGGAGCAAUUUCAUCAAGCUGCCACCUACAUGGAAGGAAACGUGAGGUCUCGCAAUACAGACCCGGUGUGUUCCGGCCUGCAGGCUCAGAUUUUAUCCUGCUACAGGGAGAAUAGGGAUCAGACUCUGAAGUGUUCAGAUCUUGCCAAAGAAUACAUGCAGUGUAUCAAUGCUGCGAAGAAGAACCUGCUGGUGAACCACGGAUGAAGAGUGGGAGGAAAAGGGUAAAACCAUUAAAAACUUUUACUUUGGAACACCGGGCUGCACUUCCUGUUUUGAAUUGAGAGAAGGCUGGUGUGCUAUCAGCAUGCGUUGUUUUUGAAACAUCCUCAGUAGGAUUUAUAUCUGCACUAUUAUUCAUUAUAUUUGCUCUCUUCUUCUGCACGGGUAAAUUCGACAAGGCAGCUUUUAGAGAAAAGAUGAGCGUGUGUGCAUUAAGUGGGUGGUGAGUCACCACGCUUUCAGUGGAACCAUUCAUGUGUUCGACACAAAGGUUUGACUUGACGAAGCAUUCAGGGUCGCCUCCUUCCUUCCUCAUGCAGAUGUAAAGAAAUACAUUCAGUGUCAGGUUCGAGGUGAAGCUGACGUGUAGCGGCCGUCCUUGUCUUUUUAGCAGGAAGAAGAGUUGAUUGAGUUGUGCUGCUUGAAGCUUCAUGGAUUUGUAUGUUUGUAAAACCACAGGCUGAGCUCAGGUAACCCUGGCAAUGACACACAGACCUGUGAUGUAUUAUGAUUUUAUUAAACUAUUCAAAUUCUGA
This is a messenger RNA of Betta splendens (Siamese fighting fish), 1431 nucleotides long. It is a transcript of the gene chchd6a, whose product is annotated as coiled-coil-helix-coiled-coil-helix domain containing 6a. Gene Ontology annotation, cellular component: MICOS complex; mitochondrion. Lineage: Eukaryota; Metazoa; Chordata; Actinopteri; Anabantiformes; Osphronemidae. The record is from RefSeq and is a predicted model, not a curated record. The transcript is spliced from 9 exons. Bases 125 to 880 code for a protein of 251 amino acids.